Messenger RNA from Carassius auratus (goldfish), 8232 nucleotides. Its product is annotated as probable phospholipid-transporting ATPase IH. Gene Ontology annotation, cellular component: recycling endosome; plasma membrane; endoplasmic reticulum. The record is from RefSeq and is a predicted model, not a curated record. Gene Ontology annotation, molecular function: magnesium ion binding; ATP binding; ATPase-coupled intramembrane lipid carrier activity. The transcript is spliced from 30 exons. The coding region runs from base 512 to 4144 and encodes 1210 amino acids. Gene Ontology annotation, biological process: phospholipid translocation. NCBI's taxonomy places the organism in Eukaryota, Metazoa, Chordata, Actinopteri, Cypriniformes, Cyprinidae.
GCGGGCUGAACGAUCCCCGUGGGCGGGUGGGUGUAGCCGAGGAGUGCGCGUGCGCUCACGGUUCUCGUGACGUCCCGGUGCUGACCGACGGAGUGCUCUACUACACACCGAGAAGAAGUAGAGCGAGUGCGGCAGAACACCAGAGGGACGCUGGACGAGGAAGAAGUGGCCAGUCCCUUAAUAUAUUAAGACAAAACCUGGGAAAACGAGAGCUGCUUGUUUUUCUCCUCAGUCGGUGAAUGUGUUUGUAUUUGAAACAUGUCACUAUGACAACGUUUGGAUUUCACACAGAAGCCUUCUUCUUCUUCAUCUCAGUAACAGGCGCUGCUCGGUAACGUUAGAUAUCAUAGCCCCAGCAGUCGCGUAGGACUGUCAGUCGUCAAGCCUUGAAGAAACAGAAGCCGUAGAAGACCGUCAUGGAUCAGAGACUUGAUACAGUGAUCAGCUAGCGUCUUGUGCACACAUUCUUCAAGAUCAGAGGAGAAAGCGAAGACAGCGCACCUGGAGCAGGAUGGAUUUGAGCAGCAUCAGGAAGCUCAUCACUCGAUACUGUACAGGGGAGGAGAGCUGGGUGGACAGCAGGACAGUUUAUAUUGGACAGAAAGAGCCUCCACCAGGAACAGAAGCAUACAUUCCACAGAGAUUUCCUGACAACAGAAUUGUAUCCUCAAAGUAUACUUUCUGGAAUUUUAUACCGAAGAAUCUCUUUGAGCAGUUCAGAAGAAUCGCCAAUUUCUAUUUUCUGAUCAUCUUUCUAGUGCAGCUGAUCAUUGACACACCUACCAGUCCUACGACCAGCGGUCUGCCUCUUUUCUUUGUCAUCACUGUCACAGCCAUUAAACAGGGCUAUGAGGACUGGAUCAGGCACAAAGCGGACAAUGCUAUAAACCAAUGUCCAGUCCACGUCAUCCAGCAUGGCAAAGUCGUACGCAAACAGAGUCAAAAGCUACGGGUGGGUGAUAUUGUCCAGGUUAAAGAGAAUGAGACAUUUCCAUGUGACCUCAUACUGCUCUCCACCAGCAGAGAAGAUGGAACAUGUUUCGUCACCACAGCCAGCUUAGAUGGAGAGUCCAGCCAUAAGACCUAUUAUGCAGUUCAGGACACAAAGGCAUUCAACACAGCGGAGGAGGUGGACACACUACACGCUACGAUAGAAUGUGAACAACCCCAGCCAGACCUGUACAAAUUUGUGGGACGCAUCAAUAUUUAUUUGGAUCGAGAAGAGCCCAUCGCAAGACCCCUGGGUUCUGAGAACGUGCUGCUACGUGGAGCCACACUGAAAAACACAGAAUACGUACAUGCUGUGGCCAUCUAUACGGGCAUGGAAACCAAGAUGGCCCUCAACUACCAGUCCAAGUCUCAGAAACGCUCCGCUGUUGAAAAGUCUAUGAACGCCUACCUGAUUGUGUACCUCUGCAUUCUGAUCAGUAAAGCUCUGAUCAAUACUGUCCUGAAGUAUGCCUGGCAGGCCAACCCAAACCGAGAUGAGCCCUGGUACAACCAGAAAACUGAGACUGAGAGGCAACGGCAUGUAUUAAUCCGGGCAUUCACAGAUUUCCUCGCCUUCAUGGUUCUGUUCAACUACAUCAUUCCCGUGUCCAUGUACGUGACUGUGGAGAUGCAGAAGUUCCUUGGCUCGUACUUCAUCCUGUGGGACGAUGACAUGUUUGACGAGGAGCUCGGAGAGGGACCGCUCGUCAAUACCUCAGAUCUUAAUGAGGAACUUGGACAGGUAGAAUAUGUCUUCACAGACAAGACUGGCACUUUGACAGAAAAUAACAUGGAGUUGAGGGAGUGUUGUGUGGACGGGCAUGUUUAUGUGCCACAUGCCAUCUGUAACGGGCAGAUCUUACCUGGAGCUGCCGAAAUGGAUAUGAUCGACUCCUCUCCAGGCGUAGAUGGAAAGGAGCGAGAGGAGCUGUUUUUCCGUGCACUGUGCCUCUGUCACACAGUCCAGGUGAAGGAGGAGGAGACGGUGGAUGGCAUUAAGAGAGGAAUCCAUCAGGGCAAAUCCACCUCCUUCUACAUCUCCUCCUCUCCAGACGAGGUUGCACUGGUGGAGGGCAUGAAAAGGUUGGGCUUCACCUAUCUCCGUCUGAAGGACAGUCACAUGGAGAUCCUCAACAGAGAGGAUGAGAUGGAGAGAUUUGAGCUGUUGGAAGUGUUGAACUUUGAUUCAGUGAGGAGGAGAAUGAGUGUUAUCGUAAGAUCAAGCUCGGGAGAGUACUAUUUGUUCUGUAAAGGUGCGGAUUCUUCUGUUUUCCCACGGGUGGUUUCUGGAAAGGUGGAGCAGGUCAGAGCGCGAGUAGAGCACAACGCUGUGGAGGGCUUACGGACUCUUUGUGUUGCUUAUAAGAAGCUGACUCAUGAGGAGUAUGUGGAAACGUGCCAUCUCCUCAACAGAGCUAAACUAGCUUUGCAGGAUCGCGACAAGAAACUGGCUGAAGCUUAUGAUGUCAUUGAAAAGGAUUUCAUCCUGCUUGGAGCCACGGCUGUGGAAGAUAGGCUGCAGGAUAAAGCGGCCGACACCAUUGAGUCCCUGCACAAGGCUGGUAUGAAGGUUUGGGUCCUCACAGGGGACAAAAUGGAGACGGCAGCAGCCACAUGCUAUGCUAGCAAGUUGUUCCAUCGCAAUACACAAAUCCUGGAACUGACAACCAAGCGGACAGAGGAGCAGACUCUCCAUGACGUCCUGUUCGAUCUGAGCAGAACGGUCCUGAGACAGCAUGGCAGCAUGACCAGGGACACUUUCUCAGGGCUCUCAGGUGAUUACCAAGACUAUGGUCUGAUAAUCGAUGGGGCGACACUCUCAGCUGUUCUGAAGCCACCACAGGAAGGAACCAGCAGCGGAGGGAACUAUAAGGAGAUUUUCCUGGAAAUCUGCAGGAACUGCAGUGCUGUUCUCUGCUGCCGCAUGGCACCCUUACAAAAAGCACAGAUUGUUAAGAUGAUAAAAGCAUCAAAAGAACGCCCCAUCACACUGGCCAUCGGGGACGGAGCCAAUGACGUCAGCAUGAUUCUGGAAGCGCACGUGGGCAUAGGGAUCAUGGGUAAAGAGGGGCGUCAGGCGGCCCGUAACAGCGACUAUGCAAUUACCAAAUUCAAACACCUGAAGAAGAUGCUGCUGGUACACGGACACUACUACUACAUCAGGAUCGCUGAGCUGGUCCAGUACUUCUUCUAUAAGAAUGUGUGCUUCAUCUUCCCUCAGUUUCUCUAUCAGUUCUUCUGUGGCUUCUCUCAGCAGCCACUCUAUGACACGGCAUAUCUGACCCUGUACAAUAUCAGCUUCACCUCAUUACCCAUCCUCCUCUACAGUCUGAUGGAGCAGCACAUCAACAUGGACAUCCUCAAACGGGACCCUACUCUCUAUAGAGAUAUUGCCAAGAAUUCCCUCCUGAGAUGGCCCACCUUCAUCUACUGGACAUUUCUGGGGGUUUUUGAUGCCUUGGUCUUCUUCUUUGGUGCUUUCUUCCUUUUCGACAACACAACCUUCACCAGCAACGGACAGCUAAUGGCCACCAACACACAGAUGAUGUUUGGAAACUGGACCUUUGGAACACUGGUAUUCACCGUCCUGGUGUUCACGGUCACACUAAAGCUUGCCCUGGACACACAUUACUGGACGUGGAUCAACCACUUUGUCAUAUGGGGGUCACUGCUUUUCUAUGUCAUCUUCUCCCUCCUGUGGGGAGGCAUCAUUUGGCCUUUCCUGAACUAUCAGAGGAUGUACUAUGUGUUCAUGCAGAUGUUGUCCAGCGGUCCUGCAUGGCUCAGUAUCAUUCUGCUGAUUAUAGUCAGUCUUCUGCCUGAUGUGGUGAAGAAAGUGUUGUGUAGAGCUCUAUGGCCAACCACCACAGAGAGAAUACAGAAUGCCGAUAAGUUGUAUAAGGGCCACCUGUCCGAGUUCACCCCCCUGUCCUCCCACCAUGCUCCACCUGUGCGGAAACACGACAGACAAGGCAACGAAAACCCGAACCACACCCAUCGCAGGUCUGACUCCUCCCCUCCCAAAAAACUGAUGUGUACCUACUGGGGGGGCAGGUCUGACUACUGCACCUUCAGCUCCUUCCUCCGAGAAAACACAAGAUUUUCUGGGGCAGCUUACGCCUACAGCACACCGGGACCCGAGACGUCCGUAUGACAGUCUGGGGCCGUAUGAAAGAAAUAGUCUACUUAUCCAAUCAAAUUAGCCCUCAAUUAUUCCAGAGUCCAGAUUGGGACACAAUCUUGGCUUGUUACCCUUUAUCUGAAACAAAAGCACUGAAAGGCGUUCUUAUGCUAUACGCUAAUGGGCUGAGGAUGCUGUGUGUUAAUUUAGAAGCUGGAGGAAGGCCAAACUGAAUUGGCUGCACCAUUUGCGAGUGUGGCGUACUGUGCUUAGCGGCCUUGGGACCUAUUUACCUUGUUUUCUUUGUGUGUACAUUUAAAUGUGAGAGUGUGUUCCCUUUACACUGUGGGUUUAUGUGUUCGCUGACCUACCCUUGUAAAUCCUUCAUGUGAAAAGUGAGUUGAAACCUACACUGGGCAGUAGUUAGCACAAACCUUUCCAUCUCAAACACAACCCCUACCACUAUAUGUAAAUGUGGAUGACAGUUAAAAUGGUCUUGGAUGCUCUCAAAACUGACAGUUCCUGUUUUUUUUCUUCUUCUUUUCUGUGUUCUCUACUGUCUCCCUUUCCCUUUUUUUUGUUCUGUGCUCCUUCUCUUUUCUUGUGCUUCUUUAUUAUAGAACAAACUGGUGUUGCUUUUGUGCAAACCUGUUAUCGAGGAACACUCCAUAGCCUGCAAUUGUCUUUGUCCGAUUGCAUUGUAAGUGGCUAAAUUUGGCCAUUUUUGUUGCUGCACUGUACUAGAGCGAACUCGGUGUGUAUGUGCACGUGUGUGUGCGAGCGAGUGUGAAAGUAGGCCUUUGUUAGAACAACUACGAGAAGACAAAUUGUAACUGGACUGUCAUUAUGUUUCACCCUUUAAUUUUCUAAAAGGUGGGAAUUCACUCAUGUUCUACUUGUUCCAAAGUUUGUAAAACCAUUGACUUGUGUCAUUAUGACAACCAGUUACUCUUUCUUAGCUGCUUGACGGUUUGCUUUAAAAUUCUGUAGUUCCUUAUGUAUAAUCAGUCCUUUAGUUUUUUAGUGUAGAACCAGAUACAGAAUGCUAAAGGCUAAGCUAGCCAACUUAGCUACACUGUUCUGCCUUAAUGCAAACAUUUCCCAUCUUUUACACCACAGUUUGGAGCCAAAGGUUAUGAAAUACGGAGUAUUUUAAUGUGUGUUAGUUGCCUUAUGCUCAAAAAGAAAUAGAGGGAAAGUGUUUGAUGGCAUUAGAAGAACCCCACCACACUGCCUUAAGUUGACAUUGCACCAGCUGAGAGUGGAGGCUGAUAAAAGUAGUAUUCAACAUUGUCUAGUGCCACCAACACAGCCCAGGGUUCCUGAAGAUAAACCAAUGAAAUGUAACAGUUCAGUUGGUAUAAAAAUCUUUGUGCAGUUAACAAAAAGUACAAAUAACUUUCUCAUCUGCAUACUUUCAUGAUUGUAAUGUCCUAUUUGACUGUUCCCAAAGCCAUUUGUCUGUAUAAAUGUAACUGUUGGAGCCCUGUGCUGGGUUGCUAUCAUUUCUUUGCUGCAAAUUACUAAUUUAUGAUCUGACAUAAAUCAGAUUAAAUUAGCCUGUGAUACCGUUCACGAACAACUCAUUAAACCAACAGCCCAAUCAAAGUCAGCAUCACAGACGUCCUAUUUUGACCACUAUUCACAGAAAUGGCUCUUUUCUAGCUUUUAAAAAAUGAUUCACAGGAAAUGUGCCUCACACCUGUUAAAAAUGUCAUUCUCAUAAACAUUGUGAAGUGCAUUCAAUUCCAUCUCCGUUCUGUCAGAGAAUUCAAAUUCACAUCGAUUUGAUUCAAAUUUUGAGUGAACUGAAUGUGAAUACAAUUCAAUUUAAAUUCCAAAAAAAACUAUUACAAAUUAAAUUAACACCCGAUGACUUAUCUUUUUAAUGUAGCAUUCUUAUAAACAAAUAGAAAUACGUUAAUUUCUAUCUAUGUCCACGGAAUGAAUUCAAAUUCACACUGAUUUGAAUUGAGUGUGAAUGCAUUUAAGUUUAUAACAUUGGAACAGAUAUGGAACUAAACUAAACUAAAAAUCAGACCAUUUGAUCAUCAAAACUACAUCCGUUUGUCUGCAUGACUCUUUUUCAACUGUCCUUCACAUUCCAUGGCAUUUUUUUUUUUCUCAUUUUGUUUCUUCUCACAUUCAUUCGGGUUGCUUUCCUGUAGCAUCGUCUCUUCAUCUCCACUUCUUUCCUUGCAUGUGUGUCCUUCGCUCACCCUGUCAUUCAGUUCUCGUGAUGAGGCCAGUCACCCAUUUCACCAUUUUAACCAUCAUCCAUGACAGAGAGAGAAAGCAGGUGAUGUCAAAGACUAUCAAGACCACUGUUUUGAUGGUUAUCCAAGCUUCUUGUGGGUAGGUGCCUUCUGGUGCUUUUUAACCUCAAUGUAUGUUCAUGCGUUCAGUUCAGUGAAGCGCACACAUACAUGUGUUUUCAUUGCCCGUCAGUCGGCCUGCAACGGAGAAUGUCAGAUUGAAAAAUGGCUUUAUGGGUAUAGAUAGUUUGUUAAAAGGUUUAAGGUGAUUUUGGGGGGUUAAUGUUGAUGAAAUGUCACAGAAUAGUAAAAACAGAAUGUCCUUUUUCAUGCACACAUUAUAUCUAUAUAGAGAAUAUAUUGAUGAGUAUAUUGAUGUCAAGGUUUACAAAGGCUGAGUGGAUGAAUGAAUGACAUAAUUACCUAACAUGUCGACUGAAUAACUUUGUUUCUGGUCCAAAAGUGUAUUAUUUUAUUUGUAUGAAUGUCAAAUCUGUCAAAUACUGUCUAUUUUAUUGUUUAUCGAGGUCUGAACUUUGCAUGCCGUGUGAUGCCGUAGGACCAACCACUGAGCUUUAUCAAGCAUUUGAGUCAUAUUUUCAUUUAUGAAAAACACUUUAAUAAUUUUGGUUCACAUUUUCAGUCUAGUCCCAAGUGAUUCACAUCUACGAUGACGAGUACUAAUCAAUGCUGGCAAAUCUGAAACAAAACAAGAAUGUGCUUAUACGUAGAUUCUCAAAUUAUGAUUUUUAAGUAGCCUAGAUGAAUAUAAUAGGAGUAAACUAGUUCAUUUCAUGUUUUUUUUACUGUUAUUUUUAUUUUUGUUUUGCAUUCUACUGUAUUUCCUGUUUUUGUUAACUUUUACAGUUCUUUCUGGCUUCCUGAAUGUAACGAAAAAGAAAAAAGGCGCUAUUGUGCACUAGACAAAAAUCGCAUAGCGUUAAUUGGAUAGCCGUGAAUGACAAGUACAAACUACCAUAGCUAAAAUAAGGUGGUUCUAGAACAAAUGUCCCUUCACAAAUGUGUUUUCUUCUUGUUUCUAACAAACUGUUGUUUUAAAUCAGAACUAUUGUUUUUGUAAUGUAGGAAUAAUUUGAUAACUGAACGCUAUCUGCCUCAGGGGUGCGUUCAGGCACUGGCAAACACUGUAUUCUGUCUGUCUAAAAAGGCUAUAUGAAAUAGGUAUUUUGUAUAUCUUGUGAAAAAAAAAAUCUUUUUUGCUACUUUUGUAUCUAGAGGAUGAAGAGAUCUACUUACAGUUACAGAGUUAGAAUGUUACUGUUCAGUUCUAAAACAACCAAAUGUAAGGUCAUGGGAGAAGUCCACUUCAGUAAAGAUGAAAAUGUAAAAAAAAUUGCUUUAACAGACUGUUUUUUUGUUUGUUUGUUUUUUUGAUGAUUUUAAAUAUGUUUGAGUUAGUUUUUAAAAUGAUGCAUGGUCAUUGCUCACACUGACUGAAGGAAAUACGCUCACUUGGUUUUAAAGCAGGUGUGACCAAAUAUCUGAUUAGAUGUCUACUGCUAUAACUGAAGGCUUUAUUGCCUGUAGUGGGGCUUCAUCUGUGCCAGCCUAUUCAGAUUAACUAAAUAUCUAAAGCUUUUAUUGUUUUAUCUGCACAAAGUGUGAUGUUGCUCAUAAAUUUAUUAUAUAAACAGUAUAUAUGUAUACUACUGUACACUUUACAGCAUAUACGUAUGUAGUAAUAUUCAUGUACAGUUUGGGCUCCUUUUGUAUAAAGUUUUUAAAAGGUUGAUAAAGUAUCUGUAGAUAUGUGAAUUUUUGCCCGUUUUUUUUUUUUCUGUAGCUAUUAACGGCAAGAAAAAGUAAACAUGCUUGUAAUAAAGAAAGAGAUUUAAAUGUUUGAAA